AUGGUCGGGUUGAUUGAUAUUUCUACCCAAACUGCAGCUAUAGCUGGCGUUACAAUUUUAUCUUUAGCGUACGCAUUUUAUCAGUACUUCGUUCAGCCGCUUUAUUAUUUUCAGAAAUUAAAUAUACCGGGCCCUAAGCCUUCAUUAUUUGUUGGCACUGCAUUUAACAAAGAGACAGGCGGACAUCUUGGACAAAUACAUUGCAUUAAAAAAUAUGGUAAAGUUUAUGGCGGUUUACUAGGUGUAAGGCCAAUCAUGGUUAUAGCUGAUCCAGAAAUGCUUAAAGAGGUUUUGGUGAAACAAUUCAGUAACUUCCCUAAUAGAUAUGCUGUUAUACCGCCUGCUCCGGAAUUUAGUAGAAAUCUUCUUGCUAUCAAAGAUGAUGACUGGAAACGUAUCAGAAACGUACUUAUACCAACGUUCAGUGCUACAAAGUUAAAACAAAUUGAACCGAUUAUAAUCGACGCUUGCGAUACUCUAGUAGGUAAAAUAAUUAAAGAAAAUCGAGAAAAUGGGAAAGUUAAUAUCUGGAAACUAUGUGGCGAAUACAGCAUGGAAGUCAUUAUGGCGGCUGCAUUCGGUGUACACGUUACUGAUAAAGUUAGAGGACAAAAAAUUUGUAAAGCCGCGGCUGCAUUUUUUGGCGGAUCUGAUGUAGCUUUGUUAAUAGCAUCAGUUGUACCUUCAUUGUAUCCUUUUCUAAGCUUUCUAGCUAGAGAAAGGACUAAUGCAGUAAAUCAUACCGUUCAAGUCGCUAGAGCUGUUAUAGCCGAGAGAAGACGAAAUUUACAAAAUGGCCUAACUAAUCGUCGAGAUUUAUUACAAUUAAUGAUUGAAGCUGCAGAGAAUGGAAAAUUAACUGAUGACGAGAUUGUUAGCCAAUCCUUCAUAUUUUUAUUAGCCGGCUACGAAACAACGUCGAAUGCGUUAGGCUAUACGUCUUAUCUACUAGCAUUAAAUCCACAAGCUCAGCAACGUUUAAUAGACGAAAUCGACGAGAAAUGUCCUAAGGGUACAAAUCCGACGAUAGAGCUACUUUCCGAACUUCCUUAUCUAGAUAUGGUUUUCAAUGAAUCGUUACGAAUAUAUCCACCAGCGUAUAUCGUAAAUAGAGCUACAAAGCAUGAAACAGUUAUUAAGGGAGUUAAGAUACCUCAAGGCCUGAUAGUAGCGAUUCCAAUAUACGGUAUUCAUCAUAAUGAUGAAUUAUGGCCAGAUCCAGAAAAAUUUAUACCAGAACGAUUUACACCCGAAGAGAAAGCUAAACGUCAUCCAUUCGCUUAUCUUCCAUUCGGUAACGGUCCAAGAAAUUGUAUCGGUAUGAGAUUAGCUAUAACCGAAGCUAAGUUAGCUUUAAUCAAAAUAUUACAAAAUGUAGUACUUGAACCAGUAAAAGAGACUCCAAUUCCUCUAGAAGUUGAACCAAAGUUAACAUUAUCUGUAGCAAACGGUGUAAUAAUAGGUGUAAAGGAACGUUAA
Trichoplax adhaerens is the source of this 1479-nucleotide messenger RNA. RefSeq lists its product as uncharacterized. Lineage: Eukaryota; Metazoa; Placozoa; Uniplacotomia; Trichoplacea; Trichoplacidae. Gene Ontology annotation, molecular function: heme binding; iron ion binding; steroid hydroxylase activity. The transcript has a single exon. The record is from RefSeq and is a predicted model, not a curated record. The coding region runs from base 1 to 1479 and encodes 492 amino acids.